This is a messenger RNA of Vitis riparia (riverbank grape), 698 nucleotides long. Its product is annotated as WD-40 repeat-containing protein MSI4-like. Gene Ontology annotation, molecular function: histone binding. Gene Ontology annotation, cellular component: nucleus. Lineage: Eukaryota; Viridiplantae; Streptophyta; Magnoliopsida; Vitales; Vitaceae. The record is from RefSeq and is a predicted model, not a curated record. The coding region runs from base 11 to 694 and encodes 227 amino acids. Gene Ontology annotation, biological process: regulation of gene expression. The transcript has 7 exons.
AGAGAGAGAGAUGAAGGAGACGAGCACAGCCGGUGAGACGUCGAUUUCGGUGGACGAGAGGUAUACCCAGUGGAAGUCUCUCGUUCCGGUGCUCUAUGAGUGGCUGGCCAACCACAACCUCGUCUGGCCCUCCCUCUCCUGCCGAUGGGGUCCGCAAUUGGAGCAAGCUACAUAUAAGAAUCGGCAACGGCUUUACCUUUCAGAGCAGACUGAUGGCAGUGUUCCGAAUACCUUAGUUAUAGCAAACUGUGAAGUUGUUAAACCUAGGGUAGCUGCCGCAGAGCAUAUUGCUCAGUUCAACGAGGAAGCGCGGUCACCCUUUGUAAAGAAGUUCAAAACAAUUAUACAUCCAGGAGAGGUCAACCGAAUCAGGGAACUGCCACAGAAUAGUAAGAUAGUGGCCACACACACUGACAGUCCUGAUGUCCUCAUAUGGGAUGUUGAAACUCAACCUAAUCGUCAUGCUGUAUUGGGAACUCCAGAAUCUCGUCCAGAUUCGAUAUUAACUGGGCAUAAAGAUAAUGCAGAAUUUGCUCUUGCCAUGUGUCCAACUGAACCAUUGGUGCUCUCUGGAGGUUGGAAGCUUCUAUUUAUUAUUGCGAGAGUUUUAGUGACUCCUGAUCUUUAUGUGAUAUGGUUGUUAAGUUUGCUGCACUCUAAUUUUUUAGAUCUAAUGAAUAAUAUGUUUAGUUGAGCUA